Ceratina calcarata is the source of this 1002-nucleotide messenger RNA. RefSeq names its product dynein heavy chain 12, axonemal-like. Gene Ontology annotation, cellular component: dynein complex. NCBI's taxonomy places the organism in Eukaryota, Metazoa, Arthropoda, Insecta, Hymenoptera, Apidae. The annotation marks the transcript as partial. The record is from RefSeq and is a predicted model, not a curated record. Gene Ontology annotation, biological process: microtubule-based movement. The transcript is spliced from 5 exons. Gene Ontology annotation, molecular function: dynein light intermediate chain binding; ATP binding; dynein intermediate chain binding.
GUGCCCGAUUAUGCUUUAAUCGCUGAGAACACGCUGUACUCGUACGGUUUCUACGAGGCACGACCACUCUCGGUAAAAAUCGUGACGGCUUACAGAUUAUGCUCAGAGCAACUGUCCAGUCAAAAUCAUUACGAUUACGGAAUGAGAGCCGUGAAAUCCGUGCUGCUCGCUGCUGGCAAUCUGAAGAUAAAGUAUCCAGACGUGAACGAGGAUAUUCUAGUGUUAAGAAGCAUCAAAGACGUCAACCUGCCUAAGUUCCUCAAUCACGAUCUGCCAUUAUUCAAUGGUAUCACUUCGGAUCUGUUUCCUGGGGUGAAAUUACCAGAACCGGAUUACAGCGACUUGAACACGUGUACGUUCGACGCUUGCACAGAAGCGAACAUACAAUGCACCCCUGUUUUCUUAGAAAAGGUACAACAGAUCUACGAGAUGAUGAUAGUCCGGCACGGAUUCAUGAUCGUCGGCCUUCCAUUUGCUGGAAAAACGACGGCUUAUAAAAUCGUAGCUGACAUGCUGGGACUCUGCGAGGACAGAAAUUUAAUGAACGAGCACAGAGUGGAGAUAUUUGUGAUUAGUCCGAAAGCCGUGACUUUGGGUCAAUUGUAUGGCCAGUUCGACCCAAUAUCCCACGAGUGGUCCGACGGGAUUCUGGCCAUCAGCUACCGUGCCUUCGCAACGUCGACCAAUGAUAAUCGCAAGUGGUUGAUCUUCGACGGACCUGUAGACGCGGUAUGGAUUGAGAGCAUGAAUACAGUGUUGGACGAUAAUAAGAAACUUUGCUUAAUGAGCGGAGAGAUCAUCCAAUUGGCUCCGACUACCAAUCUGUUGUUUGAAACUAUGGAUCUGGAACAAGCGUCGCCAGCGACUGUCUCUCGUUGUGGGAUGAUCUACAUGGAACCGACUGCUCUUGGAGCGCUCGGUUGGCGCGAGCUGCGAAUCGGGAACGUUGGCUCGAAUCUGGAUGCUCGAACUUUGCCGCGUGAAGAAGCGCUCCGCUCGUAA